GGUGGCGGCAAGGCGGUGGCAGGGGGAGACCUGGGACUGCUGGCCCAGGCCGAGACCGAGGCCAGGGCCUUGAGCUGGAGGCGGUGCUCGCUCAGUUCUCGAGGAUGCUGCUGCCGGCGGAGGGGCCGACGAGCAGCGAGGAGGAUGUGGUGACGGGCGUGGACCUGGUGCGCCUGCCUCGCCCGGCCGUCCGGGACUCCGUGGCCGAACCGUUUGGGCCCUACAAGAGCCCACUGCUCGCGUUCAAGACCUACAGGUUCAGCACGUACUUCCGCACCAAGGAGCAGCUUCUGCUGAGUUCCCCGUCCUUCAGCAACAAGGUGGAGCCGCGCUGGAGCUUCUGCCACUUUGAGCUCACGGGGACGUGCAAUGACGAGGACUGCCCCUGGCAGCACAUGGCGGACUGUACUCUGGGCCGGGAGGAGCUGUUCCAAGACAUCCUCUCAUAUGACCUCCCCCUGCUGGGCUGUACAAGUGAAAGUUCCCAGAAGGAGAUAAUCACCGCGGCCGAGAGCUACGUGCGUGGCGUGCUGGGCCCCAACACGGAGCGCGUGACGGCCGAUCAGGUGGCCGUGCUGCUCGUGGGCAAGGUCAACGAGCGCGCCCGCCACCAACCCCCCUUCACCACGUUCAAGGAGCGGCGGGCGUGGCGGCCCGUGGCCGUGAGGAAGACGAACGCGGCGGGGACGGCCGGUGGGAGCGACAGCGAGAGCGGCGACGACGGCGUUGACCGCGGGGCGCUCCCCGGGCCCGGCAAGCCCGGUCCAGCCGUGGCACGGCAGGUCGAGGCGGCGGCGUCGGCGGCGUGCAGCGAGCGCUACUUCAGCGCCGGCUCGGAUGACGCCGCGCGGCUCGAGGAGGCCGUGGAGCGGAGCCCCGGCGACAUCCAGCUGUGGAUCAAGCUGUCCGAGAAGUACCUCCACCAGCCCGAGUGCGACCCCACGGAGGCGCUCAACGCAGCCCUCACUGCCUGUCGCGGGCGCUGGAGGCGAACCGCGGCAGCGGCGAGGUGUGGGGUCGCUACCUGGCGCUGUUCGCCGGCUGCGUCGGCAGCCACAAGGAGCUGCAGGAGAUGUGCGAGUGGCCGUGGGCUACGCGCCCCGACCACGGCCUGUGGUGGCAGUACCUCUCGCUGGAGCGAACGUACGAGGGCAAGGACUACGUCUGCUCCCGUCUGCUCCAGUUCCUCGUCGCCGCGGCGGCGACGGCGGCCGACCGGCGCCUGCACUCGCACCGCCUGCUCGAGGCCCUGCUCUACCGCGUGCAGCUCAACGUCUGCACGGGGCGCCUGCAGCUGGCGCUCGAAAUCUUCCGGCAAGCGCUGAAAGCCGACUGGCACCGCCGGGAAAGAAGAGGAGGAAGAUGCGACGCGGGAACCGUGCGUGUCGGCGCUGCUGCUCCCUGCCGACCGCGCCGUCGCGUGGCUCUCUUAUCUUCACGCCGUCGAGUUUGGCG
Lethenteron reissneri (Far Eastern brook lamprey) is the source of this 1455-nucleotide messenger RNA. RefSeq names its product zinc finger C3H1 domain-containing protein-like. The record is from RefSeq and is a predicted model, not a curated record. Gene Ontology annotation, cellular component: exosome (RNase complex); nucleus. NCBI's taxonomy places the organism in Eukaryota, Metazoa, Chordata, Hyperoartia, Petromyzontiformes, Petromyzontidae.